AUGGGAGAAAAGGACGUGGAAAUGAAGACCCCCGGCUCCAUCUCCGAACAACAUCCGGGCCACGAUGUGGCUUCGGGUGAAGUGUGGUGCCUCCAGCUCGACAAGCCUUUCAGUCUCUGGAGCACAUUGGGGAUAUCUUUCUCCGUCACGUCCACGCCCUUGGCCGUCGGCACCUACCUCUCCGUUGUUAUCGGUGUAGGAGGCAGCCCUGUAUUUUUCUAUGGGUACAUUCUUGCAGUAUGUCUAGAUAUGUGCAUCUGUGCCUCCCUGGCAGAAAUGGCAGCGCAAUAUCCGCACUCUUCAGGGCAAAUUUAUUGGACCGCAAAGUUGGCUCCUCGUGGGCACGGGCGUGGCCUCAGUUACUUGGUCGGUUGGCUCACAGCGGCGGGCUACUUCUUCUGGACUUCUGCCGCACUCCUUAUCUCAUCGCAAUUGAUCUGGGCCCUCGUACAAAUAUGCCACCCCACCUUUAUCACGUUGCCGUGGCACUUUUACGUCGGGUACUUCGCUGUCGGCGUCUUUACCCUGUUCCCUAAUAUCCCCUUCUUCAAAUGGUACCCUCAAUUUCUCAAGGGGCUGGUGAUCUAUAUCAAUGCUGGUGCUCUUUUCGUCCUUAUUGUCCUCCUGGUCCGUGCGAAGCCCAAGCAAAGCUCCGAUUAUGUUUUCAAAGCGUUUGUCAAUCAGACCGGUUGGCCGUCCAACGGCGUCGUCUUCUUCCUCGGUCUCCUUCCUGGACUCACGGCGGUCAACGGCUUUGACAGCGCGGCACACAUGGCCGAAGAACUCCCAAGGCCAGAACGUCAGGUUCCGCAGGUUAUGUUCAUCAGUGCCCUGGCGAGCGCUGCUAGUGGACUACCGAUGAUUCUGGUAUAUAUGUUCUGCAUCACAAAACCAGACAAUCUGCUCAAUCCUGUCGGCGGCCAACCGGUAAUCCAAUUAAUGGUCGACUCUCUCGAAUCCUUCCCUUUGACUGUAGUCGGUUCUUUGGUCUUCAUCACAUGCUUCCUCUGCGCUAGCGUCACAAUGAUGACGACCUUUAGCCGUAUCUGGUGGUCGCUCGCCCGCGACGGCGGCGUCCCUUUCUCUCCCUUCAUGGCCCGAAUCAGCGGUCGCUGGAAGGUACCGGUUAAUAGUGUCUGUUUUUCGGCUUUCGCCUGCAUCCUCAUCGGGCUGCUGAAGCUCGGCUCCGCGACCGCCCUUAACGCAAUCCUAGGGACCGCAGUCCUCUGCAUUUUCGCUUCGUACGCUAUUCCUAUUCUUUGUUCCCUGAUCGGGAAACGCAGUGGUUUCUCUACCGCUCAUUAUUUUAAUCUGGGUCAUGUGUUCGGUACGGUUUUGAACGUUAUCUCGGUGUUUUGGAUAUGUUUCGUUUUUGUCUGGCUUUGCUUUCCGCCAUACAUACCGGUCACUACGGAUACGAUGAAUUGGGCUAUAGUGGUUUUUUCGGUGGUAUGCGCUAUCAGUGGGAUGAAUUGGCUGGCAUACUCGAGAAUUGCUUUUGAAGAACCCAAGGCUAUUUCACAGUGA
This is a messenger RNA of Penicillium daleae, 1527 nucleotides long. RefSeq lists its product as uncharacterized. Gene Ontology annotation, biological process: transmembrane transport. NCBI's taxonomy places the organism in Eukaryota, Fungi, Ascomycota, Eurotiomycetes, Eurotiales, Aspergillaceae. The record is from RefSeq and is a predicted model, not a curated record. Gene Ontology annotation, molecular function: transmembrane transporter activity. The coding region runs from base 1 to 1527 and encodes 508 amino acids. The transcript has 2 exons. Gene Ontology annotation, cellular component: membrane.